Messenger RNA from Amorphotheca resinae ATCC 22711, 1159 nucleotides. RefSeq lists its product as hypothetical. Gene Ontology annotation, molecular function: DNA binding. Gene Ontology annotation, cellular component: replication fork protection complex; nucleus. Bases 70 to 1026 code for a protein of 318 amino acids. NCBI's taxonomy places the organism in Eukaryota, Fungi, Ascomycota, Leotiomycetes, Helotiales, Amorphothecaceae. The record is from RefSeq and is a predicted model, not a curated record. Gene Ontology annotation, biological process: replication fork arrest; replication fork processing; DNA damage response. The transcript has 3 exons.
CGCAAGCCCUUUGAGCACACUUCUCAUGCUUCUAAAUCCGGUCUAACUGGGUGAAAAUACAAUCCAAAUAUGUCUUCAUCCAGUGCUACAUCUCGACCUCUCCCUACCGAAGGACCAUCCGCUGGCGGACAUGAUGAACUCGACGACUUAGGGGACUUGUUUGACUAUGAUGUCGGAGAUGAGAAUGAUCCAUUCAGUGAUAAUUACAAGCCUCCGAACAAGACAAAGGAACCAGCAAGCAAGGAUAACACGAACGGGGCAGGAUUGGGCAUUGAUGAAGAGGUUGAAGUCACCAGGAGACCCCGAGCUCCACGGGUGAAGCUUGAUGAAAAUAGACUUCUUUCAGCAGCUGGGAUACCAAAACUACGGAAGAAAGCGAAGGAUCAUUUGAAAUUUAAGGGAAAAGGCCAUGAGUACUCUGACGCAGCUAGACUGCUCGCAUUUUAUCAAUUAUGGCUCGACGACCUCUUCCCAAAAGCAAGGUUUCUGGAUGCGUUAGCAAUGGUGGAGAAAGCAGGGCACAAGAAACGAAUGCAGGCAAUGCGCAUGGAAUGGAUCAAUGAGGGGAGACCCAGGUCAUCAGUGCAUGAAGAUUCGAUAUUCGACGAGCCCUCCCUCCCGCCAAGAGAGGAUGGAGGGAGGGAAAAGACAGCCCCGAGAAUCGCUCCUAUAUUUGAGAAGACGGCGAGUGAAAGACCGAAAACACCGGUCCAGGAUGCCGAUGCUGAGAUGGACGACAUAUAUGAUGCCACGCCACGACAGCCGCGCCAGACACAAGGAGCAACGGACUCUCAAGAUUCAUUAUUUGGUGAACGGCCCAGUAUAUUCGGGCCUGCCAAGGCAGCACCUGCUGAUGAUGGACCCCCUGAGGAUGAUCUCGAUGCGUUGUUGGCGGAGGAGGAAAUGAUGCGGGCUGAGUCUGCAAAGGCACAACCGGUACCGACUGCGAGCAAAGCACCGGCUCCCGCAGAUGACAACUUUGAUGAUGAGAUGGAGGCUAUGGCGGAAAUGGACGACAUGUGGUGAUAGAGGGGCAUUGGGAUGUGGGGUUUCGGCGUAUGGCUCUGUUUAGUAGUAGCAUUGCAAGGCGUAGGGGUUUCUCCGUUCUGGAUAUCAUAUUUGAGUAUCUUAAUGAAUACAGUCUUAACAUAUACUCCAC